GGCGGCGCUACAGUCAAAGAGGGAAGUUGUGUACGUACGUAUAAUAGCUGGAGCGAGUCCUUGCUGCAAGUAGAAAUGUCAUGACGGAGGGGGAGAGUGAACCUGUGCGGAUGGAGGAGCGGGAAGAAGGGGAGGAGUCCUUGCUGCUGAGCCCUGGUGGUGGUCCCUGCUCGAGGCCCGCGGCAGACGACGGCGAGGAGACGGAGAUAGUGUUUCUAGAUUCCAGCCACAGCCUGGCCAGCCAGCUCACCUGCUCAGAACUAGAAAAUGAGUCGUCCAGGCUACAAGAGGUCACCCUCCAUCUCAGCCAGCUGGUCGGGAGCUACGACACUCACACACUUACCAACGCAUGCAGAGGACUUGCAGAAUCGAUGCACGAAGCGGACGACGCAUCGUUGCAGCUGCUCUGUGAGAGAGACGUGGUUGGUGUGAUUAUCAAGCUAAUGGAGGAGCUGCCCACUCACCACGCCCUUCAAGAGAUGUUUUGUGAUAUUCUGCUUCAAUGCAACGAGAAGAUUGAGCUUCGAACUGCAGUUGACGACCACAAUGCAUACAGAGUUGUGUUGGAGGUGCUAAAGAGACACAGGGACAGACCCGAGUUGCUGGGAAAAGCUCUCCAAACUCUCGCCUCAAUUGCCAGCACCACGAUCAGGGAGGGUCCGCUGCGCGAAGCAAUGGUGUUCAUGACAGUAGUAUCUCUCCUGAGGGACUAUCCUGACCACCUCACAGUACAGAGUGGAGGGCUCCAGGCCCUUGCCCACCUCCUUAGAUCUGAUUCGUAUGCUGCAGCAACAGUGGUACUUCAGGAUGACCAUAGACUCAUUCUUGAUUCCCUGGAACGACAUCGGGACAACCCAGCUGCUGUCGUCAGUGCUCUCAGCGCUCUAGAGGUGGUGUGCAGUAUGUGCAGUACUGAGCAAGGUGUGACAUCACUGCUGAACAGCCCGGCUCUCCAGCUAUCAGUGGAGGCCAUGCAGUCUUUCAGUGGAGAUGGGGAAGUGGUGAGGGAAGGAUGUGGGGUCCUCAAUGCUCUUGCUGAGGCCGCGUUGAAGUAUCCCUCGGCCCAGUUCCAGACUGGUUUGGAACAGAACCAGGUCUCGGAGCUCCUGGUUGCCAUCCUACAACAGUACAGCUCUCUCACUGACAUACAGGUAUUGGCGCUGAGUGCCCUGGGGAACAUCCUCCUCCUGCCCCUCCCCUCCCUCGCCUCCCUCAACUCGUACAACCUCCUGCGUCUCAUCAACGCCGCCUUCGAGAGCUCCGCGGUGGAGGACACCCAUCUCCAGGAGGCCUGCUGCAGAUGUCUGGCCAGACUAAUGGAGAGGAACCAGGACCUCCACUGCUUCAUCGGGAGAGACUCGCCCAAGAUACAAUUUCCUCUGCACGACUGUGUCUGGCUGGUUCUCUUGGCUCAGACAAAGAACGCCAACCCCAGAGUGUUCCAGGCAGUGGCACUGGCUCUCUACUACCUGGCCGUGGACAGCGAGGUCUUACAUGCAAUACUGCUGGAGAAAGGAGCGGCAGUGGCAGUACUGGAAGGUGUGAGGGAGUUCUUACAGGAAUACUCUCGCGACGAACUCUGUGUCGAGUAUGGCUGCCGAGCACUCGUGGCACUUAUCAUGCAAAACUGCUCAGACUCGGACAAGAACUACCUGUUUCAGCUGGACAUAGUGGGAGACAUUACGACAAUUCUCGACAUCUUCAGGUUUGAUCCUGGAGUCAUCUCCGAGGCGUUUGGAGUGAUUGCCUGCCUCUCUACCCUCUCGGUCUUUGUCGAUACCAUUGGCUGCGUGGGGGUCCACAGACAGAUACUGAGGGCAACGAAGCAGUACAGUCAUCACUCGGUGUUGGUGGAGAGUGGACUGGAAGUCAUCAUUGUCCUUUCACAAAACAAGACGAUGAACUCCCAGCUGAAUGACGGAGAUGCACUUGACUGCGUCGCAGCGCUUAUGAAACACCACAUCAACUCACCACCGAUCCAGAGGAAGGGGUGUCUGGUGGUGCGACUGCUGUGCUCGGCAGAAUACCUCACCUCUCAGCCUCUCUGUGUCUCUCUCGCCAGCGCCGUCGUCGGAGCUCUCGCUCAGUGGAAGACUGAGCCUCAGGUGGAGGUCGAGGCCCUGGUGUGUAUCCAUAAGCUGUGCCUCACAUCGGAGCAGAUGGCCAGAGCUCUGGUGAAGAGGGACCUCCACCUACUCCUGUUCAGUAUGAUAUACGACUGGAGAGAGAGGACCGGAGAGAUGGAGGAGGAGGAGAGGGAGAAGAGAGAAACGUCCGCAGCACCUUCAAGUCCAGGGCAGUACGAAGUGGAGAACGAACGAGAUUUUGUGUUGAGGGUCGGAACGGACAUUCUGUUCUCGUUGGCCUGUGUGCAUGACUUCAAACAAGAGAUGCUGGCUACUGCCGUCAAAGAUGGCUUACUCGAGGGAGUGCGUGUGUUAGUUGAGGACAUUGGUGCCGAUGUGAAUGUGGGAGGAGGGAGAGUGGGAGAGGGAGGUGACGUUGUGAGCAGGGUGGAGGUGGGAGGGGAGCAAGGAGGCAGGUCCGACAACAGAAACCACACCCCCAUCUGCCUCGCCGUGCUCUCGGAGAAGAAAUCCAUGGUCGAGCUCUUACUGGACCUGGGAGCAACCCACGUGCACCCUGCACUCCGCUUGGCCAGGGAACUAAAACUGGACGACAUUACGGGCCUCCUUCUCAAAAACCUCUGUCUCGAUCGCAACGGGGAGACGGUGAACCUCAGCGGACUGGAGCUACAGUCAGUCAAACCGCAGUGGAUCUUGCCCUGUCUCGGGGUGAACGAAACUCUCCGCACGAAUCUGCAACGUCGGAAGAGCUUUGACAGAAUCAAGGACCUUCUCUCCCGGCGAAAGAGCAUCGGUUGCAUCGAGGACAAGAACUUGGAGCUCUUGAGGACGAAAAUGGAGACCUUGCUGAGAGAAAACGGAGAGGGUUUCUCGUCUGGAGCCGACGGUGAGUCUCGGUGUGGCGACGAGCCCGAUUUCGAUCUUCCGGAAGCUUCUUCCCAUCUCCUUGGCCACCGCAGGACACUGUCGGGGACCGCCAACGUCGACUUGGCCGAACUGAAACCCAUCUCUCUCCUCCCUCCACCUCAAACGAGGAGGGAGAACGGUAUCGGCUCUCUCCAGAGAUUCAGCAUCCGCUCGGCAUCGUCUCACAGCAGCGACAUCAUGGACUCUCCAACGAGCCCUCUUGUACCACCCUCCCCCAUCGCAGUAGGUGCGGGGGGGUUGUUCCCGGGGGACAGAAGGAGUAGUCGCGGGACGCUCGUCUUGAGUGCAGGGCCAGGCAGCCCCCACCAGCCGCGAACACCGCAGCGAAGACACCACGAGAAGCUCAACUCGCUCAUGCUCCAGAAAACCAGUGCUACGCAUAGAGAGCUCUUCCCCGUCUCCCCCUCCCACCCCUUCCCUCAACCAACUGCUCCUCUGUCCAUCGACACCGACAGAUUCGAACCACUCAACACCGUGGCUCUAUUAAUACCAAAGAAAGUUUCAAACAUGAGCCCAUCAGUUCUCCUUCGCCGGAUGUCUCUGUGGGGGAAGAAACAGGCCAAGCCGGGGGUAAUAAAACUACCGGCUACUCCUGGGAACUCUUUCUCUCGUCACAGCUCCCCUCCCGCGAGGAUAUUCACCGAUCUCACCAUGCAGAGCAUGAGCGGUGAUUCCAGAGACUCCACCCCCGUCCCCUCUGACUUCAAGAGACCCCGGAGCCUUGCCCGUGUCCCGACCGACGAGGGAAUUGGUACGGGGCCAACUCCAAUCCCGACUGGCAAUACGCACAACAGCUUUGCUGCAAGAGUGACUCCAAAUGGCAGCGGUUUCCCCCUCUCCCCCGGUUCAGACAGUACGGACGGCGGAGACGGAAGUCUAUUCUCUCCAACUUCCUCCUCUGCCACCGCGGCGUUCGGCGUUCUUAGCCACAGACGUAGGAGACCAUCUUCUUCCCUCUCCUCCUCUUCCUCCAUAUCUGCGAGUCCCUGGUCGGAGGAUUCGAGAGCGGCUGAAAACAGUCUGGUUUUUGCUGCCAAGUUUUCCAGCCGUGCCUCGUCUGAAGUGAGGGAAAAGGUUACGUCGGCUCGACUUGUGAAGGUGCUGGAUUUGUCCUCAAACUCGCUGGCGGGGCUGGAGAAGAUGGUGGGGGAGGUGGGGGAGGGAGGGAGAGAGGACCGGGAGAGAGGGGAGAUGGUGUGCCAGCGACUGCGCGGCCUCCAGCGUCUCGAUCUCAAGCAGAACCGGCUGUCUCGUCUCCCUCGCUGCCUCAUGAGGGAACUGAUGAAAUUGAGUAUUCUCAACCUCAGUUGCAAUGGAUUUGCGGAGCUGCCUGCACAGAGUGUUCUCAGUCCUGCUCUCACGUCCCUCGAUCUCUCCACCAACAAGAUUGGCAGUAUCCCAGAUCUCCCAACUCUCCCCAAUCUCACCAAGAUAGUGCUGGCCGACAAUCUCCUCACCCACUUCCCCACAGCCAUCAACGGAGCCUCUCUACCUCACCUCAGAGUCCUCAGCCUCAGAAGCAACAAGAUAUCAGAGCUGGUGGAAGGAGACCCGCGACUGAGACACCUGGAGGAACUCUACCUCUCAAAGAACAGCCUCAAGACUGUUCCAGAGCUCUUCAUGGCCUCCAUGCUCUCCCUCAAGAUACUGGACCUCUCUCACAACCAGCUGGAGCUGUUGCCGGGGGAGAGGGCAGAGGAUCUGGUGGAACUCUCAACUCUAAAGGUGGGCCACAACAAGUUGGGCAGGAGGCAGGCAGAGUUCAACCAAUUCAUCACAUCUGCACCUGUUCUUCGACUGGUGGACGCCACAGAGAACGAGCUGUCACUCCUACCUCCUCCCCGGGCGUGGAAGUCGUGCGGCCUCAAAGACCUCCGUCUCAACGGGAACCGUCUCUCCCACCUCGACCUGGACAAGUGCGACAAGUUCUGGCCUCAACUGGAGAGCCUUUACGUCGGGCAGAACAACCUGAGGGAAAUACCGAAGGAGAUAGGACAGCUGCGGAGUCUGAGUUGUCUGGACAUCAGCCACAACGACAUCCGCCACCUCCCGGACGAGCUGGGGCUCCUGGACCACCUCUUCCUCCUCAACCUCCAGGGCCUCGACAAGCUCUCCCUCGACCCCACCCUCCUUAGGGGACCCACCAAGAACAUCACCGCCUUCCUCAAGUCACGCAGAGUCAAGAGUGUUCCGUACUACCAGAUGAAGAUGAUGUUGGUGGGAGGUCCGGGGAGGGGGAAGACGACUCUACUUCACCAGCUGCUGCAGGAGAAGCUGCCCAGCCACGGCAGGAGCAAUGUCGCCACUCUUGGAGUCAGCGUGAAACAGUGGAGUUACGUGAGUGAGUCAAAGACCUACCACAUCAGCUGCUGGGACUUUGCCGGUCAAGAGGAGUUCUAUUCCACCCACCAGUGCUUCCUCACCUGUCGCUCCAUCUACCUCGUGGUGUAUGAUAUCAGUAGAGGUGAGAGUGAGCUGUCUUACCUCAUUCCGUGGCUGCUGAACAUCCAGGCCAGAGCUCCUUCCUCCCCUGUCGUCAUCAUUGGCACCCACAUCGACAAGAUCAACAAAGAUGAGUAUGACUUACGACGGCUCCAAAUGAGGACCAAGAUCCAGGACAUGUGCCGGAGACCUGGGUUCCCGGUCAACCUGUCUUUCUCCGAGGUCGACUGUUUCAACGAGAAGAUGCUCGCCACGCUCAGGAAGAAGGUGAAGGACCACAUCAACAGUGCUCAACUGAGGGGUCAGAAGAUCAUGGGCGGUCUGGUUCCUCACAACUACGUGCUCCUGUCAGAAGUGGUUCAGCAGGAGAAGAAGAGACUAGCCAAGACCAAGUCCAGGUUCCCAGUCCUCACGUCGGAUCGACUCCAGUUCAUCAUGGCCGCCAGACAACUCGGGAUGGAGAAGGCAGAGCUGGAGCAGGCUAUUCGGUUUCUUCAUGAGUCGGGAGUGCUCCUCCAUUACCCUGACGUAAAGAGCAACCUGGGGAAACUGUAUUUCCUGGAGCCAGAGUGGCUCUGCAGCCUCAUGGCCCAAAUCAUCACCGUCUCGGAGGUCAACCCUCUCGUUGACAAACAAGGACUCCUCCAGGUGCGUUCUCUCUCCCACCUUCUCAAGGAACCCAAGUUCCCCGCCGUCUACAUGAGGGAGUACAUUCAGUUGCUGGAGAGGUUUGAAGUGGUUCUCUCACAGACGGCGCAGACGCUGCUUAUUCCGUCUCGUCUCCCUAAGAGCAAACCACCGUCUGUUCUUCUACCCCCUGCCUCCCCUGGAUGUCAGAUAGUCCGUCGCUAUCUGUUCCUGUACAUUCCUCCUGGUUUCUGGCCCAGACUGGUGGCCCGGCUCAUCACAUUCCCCAAGAGAACCCUCCCACACUACGUCAAGGGAAAUUUGGAGGGAAAACUGGAGGUGUGGUCUGAGGGGAUCUACUACUUCUGGUCUGAGCAAGCCUUCUUCCUGGUGGAAAGUCAAGAAGCCGGAACCAACACUCUGGAUAUUGUGGUUCCCACUACAAUGGUUGGAACAAAGUUGCUGUGUUCGGUGGUUGACAACGUGGAGCAUCUGAUUGACGAGUGGUUUCCUGGUCUGAGGGACAUUGACACCGCCACUGGUAGAGAUCUGGUCUGCCCCCUGGCCCAAUGCCCACAGUGUCCUGUUUCAUGCGAACCUCACUGCUUCGUUCUGAGUGAGCUCCUACAAGUGUCGACGAGUGACGACCACGUGGUGUGUCCCGAACAUGGCGGGAAAGUCGUCCUCGAGCAGCUGGCACCGGACAUUAUCAUCAGUGAUUUGGACUCCAGAUUCAAGGUUCUUCCAUCGGAAUUCUCAAUUGAGGAGAGCUCAGCCAACCUGCUGGGUAGUGGAGGGUUCGGAGCCGUCUACAAGGCCAUGUACAACGGAAAGGCAGUGGCUGUAAAAGUCUUCUCUGACAAAACGGCAAAGAUCAACAACACAACGCCCAACUACCUCCUCAGGCUUGAGGUGUCCAUUCUGUGUCAGCUGGAUCAUCCCCACAUCAUCUCCCUGGUCGGGGUCUGCAUGAGACCCAAACCGAUGAUGCUGCUGGAGUACGCCCAGCUGGGUUCACUGAGGUCGCUACACCCGUACAACCUCCUCACCAACCAGCUGAAACACAGGAUUGCUCUUCAGGUGGCGAGUGCUCUGGCCUACCUGCACAAACAGAACAUCAUCUACAGAGACCUGAAAGCCGACAACGUCCUCAUAUUUUCGCUCAGCCUCGUGGCAAAGGUGAAUGCAAAGCUCUCCGACUACGGUAUAGCCUGCACUGCAACAGAGAGUGGACUCACUCAACCCAUUGGCACCAGAGGCUGCAAGGCUCCUGAGCUUCUCAAGGCCCCUUCCUCCUACACCACCUACAAUGAAAAGGUGGACGUAUAUUCGUAUGGACUCCUGAUGUUCACAGUAAUGUCGAAUGGCCACAAACCUCACGAGGAACUGACCGACCCUUAUGAGAUUGACAAGGCCAUUGAAGAGGGUCGACCGAUCAAAGGUCUGGAGCAGUACGGGUGUCCUCCGUGGCCGGACAUGGAGGACGUGGUCGGCCACUGCCUCCACUAUCUCCCCCACCAGAGACCCUCGGCCCAGGCCGUCUUCCACCGACUCUGCUGCCCGGAGUUCAUCUGCCUCAAGAGAGCCGUCCCCAUGGCCUACGACUGCAAUAUGGAGACUAUCGCUCUCAGGACGUUCAGAGACAAGACAGAGAGUUCUCGCUCUGUCGAAGUAUGGAUGGCCAGCACAAUGGAACAACAGACCAUGCUGUCGAUAGUGAACCUAUCUGAAAGAAUGGCCACUCCAAAGGGGUUCAUGAUACCACUGGUGAAGGUGUACAGCAUGGUCGCAGUCCAGACCAGCCACGUCCUCCUUGGAACCGACUCGGGACUCAUUCUCGUCUACGACGGAUACACACGCAAGAAAUCUCAUCAGUUUUGCCCUCUCCGCGACCCGGUUCUCUCCCUGCAGUUCUUCAAAUGCUCUUCUCUGGGGUCAUACACACUGUAUGCUGGACUGGCCAACGGACAGCUGGCUAGCUACGACGACUAUCUCAUCCCCUGUCCAGAUGCAAAGCCAAGCAACGUGAUGGAGCUUGGGUCGGGGCCAAUCAGGAACAUUUCCCAACACCACGACACACUGUACGUCAGCUGUGGGCCCGAGGUGGUCUUGAUCAGAACUCCACAACUGACCGUGGAGAGCAGAUGGAAGGCUAUCGACGAAUCCAACAGCUACGUGACGUGUAUGGAGCUGUCCCAGGACACGGUGUGGACGUCCCACAAUCGCAGCUCCAUCAUCCACCUCUGGGAUAUGGAGGAUGACCACAAACACAGGGGAGAGAUCAACUGCGACGCCAUGCUCAGGACCUUACUGCCCCACAGUAGCCCAAUUAGCUCCAGAGGGUCAAGGGUCACGUCCAUGCUCCUCCAGCCACACCCACACUCGGUCAUGUGGGUGGGACUUGGCUCUGGCCAGCUCCUCCUAAUUAGUGCCCCCUCUCGUAACCCACUCAUGGUGGUUCAUCGCCACGUCGACGCUAUCAGGGCACUCUGCUGCCAGAAAGUUCCAGUAAGUGACAAGACGCUCCACCUCAUUCUGUCUGCUGGAUUUGGUUUCAGACCUCGACCGGGGGAAUCCACCGCCUCCUUCAAAGGCACACCUGAAAGGUACGGCAGUCUACUGGUGUGGGACGCAAUAAUGCCGCGGUUGAAGCCAACCUUUGAAGACAUGAGCCGACAACAAGAAAUGUAUCGAUGACUUGCACCAAUCGCAAUUAUUUGUAUCUCAUUCGCUUCGUCAAUUUCAUUUCCGUGUUGUGAUUAUUUUCAUGACCGUUUUUUAUCCACCAUAGAGUUUUCGAUGUGUAUGUUGCGCUUAUCAAAAAAAUGAAGGUGCAGUUUAGAGAUGUAGGCUAACUUUGACCAAUCAGGUUUCCCCACCAUCCCCCACUUCUGACCACGCCUCCUCUGCCAACAUGUAGUACUUGUUGGCAAGUUUACCCUUCAUCAUCUCCAUGGCAACCUCGGCCGACUGGGUAUACAGUUCUCCGGCCUUGUUGGGAUCUUUCUCCAAUCGGUGCCCGCCACUGCGGAACAUCUCAGCCAGACGGGCAGUGAUGAUGUAAUCUGGAUUGGCCGACUCUGUUGCCUGGCAACUGGUGUCGGUUGCAUCGCUGGCACCAGACGGCGUUUCCAAGGCUCUGCUGUACCAUUUGGCCGCAUUUUCCCAGUUCUGCUCCCUGACCGCAGAGCUGCCAGUGUCGAGGUGUUUGGCCAGUUCGAUCAUGGCUGCCCUGUGGCCUGCCUCUGCCGCCUGUUGUAGGUACUCCAUCCCUCUCUUCUCUGACUCUGCAGACUCCGUGACUGAGAUGUCCUUGAAACUAUCGUGAGGCAGUUGAAGGUAAAUGCGUGCCAGGGUGUAAAGUGCAGAGGGUAAAGUACAGGCAGCGGCUGUCUCCAAGUGGAACCGCACGGAGGCCAGGUCUGGAACCUGGUCCUGCGAGAACCGACCCAGCUCGUGAUACACAGCGAGCUCCCAGUGGAUCAGGCCCAGUAUCUUCAAGCUGUCCUUUUCACUUGCUCCUUCUCCCUUCUCCUCUCCUCUUUCUCGAGUGAAUUCAGUCUGAACACUGGAAGAGUAGCAGACAGCUGCAUGUGGUGGACCCAUGUACCUCUCACUGCUCUCCGGCCCCAGGGAUGAGGUUUCUUCAAUGGCAUCAUCCUCCCCCAUCUCCCCAUCCUCCCCAUCCUCCCCAGCCCCAUCCUCACUAACACUCAUAAAGUGCUGGUGUGUCAUGGUGAUCCCUGGUGACUCCAGUGGGCUACCGGGAGGCAGGUAACCCAGGGAACCAACUUACCAGUUCUGAGAGGAGGAUUCCGUACGAAGGCCAGUCCAAUUUGCUUAAAGGCGUCCCUGACGGUUGUCUCGCUCCCAGCCUCUAUCCCUCUCCCCCCGUCCUCUCUUUUCCCACGCAUACUAGCCAGCACAGGCUCGCUCUGAGACGGGUGAAUCUUGGUGGCUGCAGAGGACGCUAGCUUCCACUUCCGAUCCUGCAGUCUGUCCAGCUCUUCGCUGCUCAGAUCAAACUGCGUGAGACCCAUUGCCAGGCAGAUGGGGU
This is a messenger RNA of Geodia barretti, 10140 nucleotides long. Lineage: Eukaryota; Metazoa; Porifera; Demospongiae; Tetractinellida; Geodiidae. The record is from the annotation of a GenBank genome assembly.